AUGAGCGGAUGUGGCGUUCUCUACCAUUUAAGAACCAAAAUGGAAAGUGAUUUAAAUACGGCAUUGGCUGUUACAUUAAUACGUAACAAACCUGUUGGAAUGGAUAUAGUGGAUUAUGUUACAAGUGUUCAGUCAAACAUCAUGAAAGAGGAGACUGAUUUGUUUUUUCAGGAAUUUUUAAAUGAUUCUGAACCAAAUAGACUGUUUAAUCAACAAGAUAUUAAAGAAAAUGAGUCUCUGUCUCUGUCAUUUAUGGAUCAUAAAAAUCUUGAAAAAUCAUAUACUAUGCCACAAGACAAGAAAAAAAUCAAAACUGACAAUGGGAUUUCUUCAGUUAGUAACUGUCCAUCUAAUUCAAUUCAAAAAUCAAAUACAUGUUUAAUUCAACCUGUUAUCACAAUGAAAACUUUAAACGAGAUGUCAAGAAUUACAAUUGAUUCUGGUUAUAACACAAAUGAUUUAAAAAUGAGUUUUCUGGAUAUCAAUCUUAAACCUACUGAAAAAAUGUCACAGUCAAUACAACAAGCUUUAGAUCUUCUCAUUUAUACAUUAUUUGAUACUUCAAAAUUAUUAGAAGCAGUUUGUAGUUGGGACGAUUAUAAUAACCUUGUAAGAUAUUUUGUUGACUUAGUAGCGAGUAUUGCAAAAAAUGAUGAAUAUUUGUUCACUUGCCGAGAUGAUGUGAUGACAUUUGUUCAAAAUACGGCAUUUACAAUUUUAAACAAUCAUCACUUAUAUAACUCUAUUCAUGUCGAGUACCAAUGUAAUCUACUCGCUAAGUUUUGCUACGACAAAUAUAUUCGAUGGAAUAUUAUAAAUUUACUUAUAAAUCGUCUUAAGAUUGAUGUUCAGAUCGUGCCCAGUUCCUGUUCACUUCGAAGCAUAUUUUACACUUUUCACUUGAUAGAUAAGUUGUUACAUAAAAUUGAUUUUCAUGUUACUAACGAGACGGCCAAUAAUAAUAAUAAUUUAAUUGAUUUGUGGAAAAUAAACCAUACAAAGCAAAACGGAAACGAAACCGAAACGAUUGAACAAAUGUUAAAAGAAUGGAAAAAUUUGUUGGAACAUAUUUCAAUGGAAGCUUUAAAGAAAAAUGUAUUUUUAUUAAGUAUAAGAGCGAAUCAAUGUUUAGAGGCUUUAAGGUUAAUACAACCUAAGUAACAUAGUUAUUUUUGUUUUGAUACAUUUAAAUUUGAUUUAAUGAAAUUGUAGGUAUACGAUAUACACAUAAUUUUUCAUAUGUUUUUGUGAAUAUCUUAUAGCUAUAACAUAUAAA
This is a messenger RNA of Rhopalosiphum padi (bird cherry-oat aphid), 1276 nucleotides long. RefSeq lists its product as uncharacterized. The transcript is spliced from 5 exons. Lineage: Eukaryota; Metazoa; Arthropoda; Insecta; Hemiptera; Aphididae. The record is from RefSeq and is a predicted model, not a curated record. Bases 1 to 1161 code for a protein of 386 amino acids.